CCGGCCCCGCUGCCCCGGCCUCCGCCCCGAUCCCGCCCCGCUCGGCGCUAUAAGAGCGCGGUGCGCCCCGCACAGCAGGUACCGGCGGGGCCGCUCCGCUCCUGCAGCCUCGCGGCUCCGGGAGGAGGAGGAGGAGGGAGGAAGGAAGGGGGGGGCCGGGUCCUGCUGUCUCCCCCCCGCGCCUCCCCCGAACCCCGAUGCCGCCGGCCUGAGCCCGCCGGGACGAUGCUGCCGCUGCUGCCGCUGCUGCUGCUGGGCGCCCCGGGGCUGAGCCUGCCCUCGGGGGGACCCCCGGACCCCGACUCGGCGCUGGUCACCCCGCUGCGCCUGGACCCCGACAUCAACGGGCCCGCUUAUUUCAGGGGGGGCCCGGCCGAGCCGCCGCGGGGCGGGCAGGCGGUGGUGAUCCAGCUCUCGGCUUUCGGGGAGGAUUUCUACCUGCACCUCUCCCCCGACGCCCGCUUCAUCGCGCCCGCCUUCGCCGCCCACUACCUGGGGGCGGCCGCCCGCCCGCUGCCCGCUCUCCGCCACUGCUUCUAUUCGGGGGAUGUCAACGCCGACCGCGAGUCCUUCGCCGCGCUCAGCCUUUGCGGGGGGCUCCGGGGGGCUUUCGGCUACCGCGGCGCCGAGUACCUGAUCAGCCCGCUGGCGGGGGGCUCCGGGGGGCUGCACCGCCUGCAGCGCCGCCGCCCCGUCGGGGCCGCAGCAUCGCGCUGCGCCGUGGGCUCCGCGCUCACCCCCGGCGUGCUGCAGGCGCUCGACAAGUACCGGGGCCGUGCGGGGGGAAAGGGCGCCCGGGCCAAGCGCUUCGCCUCGGUCCCGCGCUUCGUGGAGACCCUGGUGGUGGCCGACGAGUCGAUGGUGAAGUUCCACGGGGAUGACCUGCAGCACUACCUGCUGACCCUGAUGGCCACGGCCGCCCGCCUCUACAAGCACCCCAGCAUCCGGAACCCCAUCCAGAUCUCCGUGGUCAAGUUCCUCCUCAUCGGGCAGGAUGACAAGGGGCCCAAGGUCACCAGCAACGCCGCCCUCACCCUGCGCAACUUCUGCGCCUGGCAGAAGAAGUGGAACAAGGUCAGCGACAAGCACCCCGAGUACUGGGACACCGCCAUCCUCUUCACCAAGCAGGACCUGUGUGGUGCCACCACCUGUGACACGCUGGGCAUGGCAGACGUGGGCACCAUGUGCGACCCCAAGCGCAGCUGCUCCGUCAUCGAGGACGACGGGCUGCCCUCGGCUUUCACCACGGCCCACGAGCUGGGCCACGUGUUCAACAUGCCCCACGACAAUGUCAAGGCCUGUGAGGAGGUCUUUGGCCGCCUGAAGACCAACCACAUGAUGUCCCCCACCCUCAUCCAGAUCGACCGUGCCAACCCCUGGUCAGCCUGCAGUGCUGCCAUCAUCACUGACUUCCUGGACAGUGGCCAUGGGGACUGCUUGCUGGACCAGCCCGCCAAGCCCAUCCCUCUGCCCGAGGAGCUGCCGGGGACGAGCUACAGCCUGAGCCAGCAGUGCGAGCUGGCCUUCGGGCUGGGCUCCAAGCCCUGCCCCUACAUGCAGCUCUGUGCCAAGCUGUGGUGCACGGGCAAGGCGCGGGGACAGGUCGUGUGCCAGACCCGCCACUUCCCCUGGGCCGACGGCACCGCCUGCGGCGACGGGCGCUUCUGCCUGAAGGGCGCCUGCGUGGAGAGGCACAACGUCAGCAAGUACAGGGUGGACGGCGGCUGGGCCAGGUGGGCUCCGUACGGGCCGUGCUCGCGGAGCUGCGGCGGCGGGGUGCAGCUGGCCCGGAGGGACUGCACCGCCCCCGCGCCCGCCAACGGGGGCUCCUACUGCCAGGGCAUCCGCGUCAAGUACCGCUCCUGCAGCCUGGAGCCCUGCGCUGCCGCAGUGCCAGGGAAGAGUUUCCGUGAGGAGCAGUGUGAGGCUUUCAAUGGCUACAGCCACAGCACGAACCGCCUCACCGCCUCCAUCUCCUGGGUUCCCAAAUACUCCGGCGUCUCGCCCCGGGACAAGUGCAAGCUCAUCUGCCGCGCCAACGGCACCGGCUACUUCUAUGUGCUGGCACCCAAGGUUGUGGAUGGCACCCCUUGCUCCCCGGACUCCACCUCGAUCUGUGUCCAGGGCAAAUGCAUCAAGGCAGGCUGUGAUGGGAAGCUGGGCUCCAAGAAGAAGUUUGACAAAUGCAGUGUCUGCGGAGGAGACAACAAGAGCUGCAAGAAGGUCUCAGGCUUGUUCACCAAACCCAUGCACGGCUACAACUUCGUGGUGGUGAUCCCCGCGGGCGCCUCCAACAUCGACAUCCGCCAGCGGGGCUACAAAGGGCUCAUCAGCGACGACAACUACCUGGCGCUGAAGAACGCGCAGGGCAAGUACCUGCUGAACGGCCACUUCAUCGUCUCGGCCGUCGAGAGGGACCUGAUGGUCAAGGGCAGCGUGCUGCGCUACAGCGGCACCGGCACGGCCGUCGAGAGCCUGCAGGCCUCCAAGCCCAUCCAGGAGCCCCUGACGCUGGAGGUGCUCUCCGUGGGGAAGAUGACCCCUCCUCGCGUCCGCUACUCCUUCUACCUGCCCAAGGAGGGCAAGGAGGACAAAUCCUCCUACAAGAAGGAGGGCGAGGACAUCAACAACAGCGUCCUCAGCCUGUCCAACCGGCUGGACGGCGGGAGGCCGAGCUACAAGCGGCCGUCCUACCGGUGGGCGGUGGGCGGCUGGGAGGCGUGCUCGGCCAGCUGCGGCGACGGGCUGCAGAAGAGGUCGGUGGCGUGCCGCGACUCCUACGGGCAGCCGGCCGCCGGGUGCGACGCGGCGCAGCGCCCGGCCGACGUGCGGCUGUGCGGGGAGCCCUGCCCGGCCUGGCAGCCCGGGCCCUGGGCCCCCUGCUCCAAGAGCUGCGGCCGCGGCUUCAAGAGGCGGGCGCUCAAGUGCCUGGGCCCCGGCGGGCGCCUGCUGCCGCGGGACGGCUGCAGUUUCAGGAGGAAGCCGCAGGAGCUGGAUUUCUGCACCUUGAGGCCGUGCUGAGCGGGGCGAGGGCUGCCUGCGAGGAAGCUGUGGUGGUGGUAUGGCUGGGUGCGGCCAAGCAGCAGCCAGAGGGUGGGAGAGGGGGAGACGUCCAUAGCACAUAGCAAAAGGGGGAAAAAAUAAGGAAAAAAUGGGAAAAAAAAGGGGAUUUGGGUAUGGGGACAACCCCACGCACCUGGGAGAGAGGGAUUUUACCAGCCAGGUCGCUUGGAGACAGAGAAGGAAUGAACAUCUACCUCGAAGCCACUGAAGGGCACGGAAACCAGGCUGGGAGCUGGGGGACAGAUGGAAACGAGGAGCAUCGCCCCUGCCUGUGAGGGAUCCGUGCUACAGGCAGGGGGACGCCCCUGAAUUGCACAGGUGGAGCCUCCCCCCACCUUCCCAGGACCAACCCUACCUCCCUUCUCCCUGGACUCCCCCAACACUCGUGCUAGGCAGGACCAAAAGGAUUUACCAAUGCAACGACCACCGGUGCGACGAGGCGCUGGGACUGACGCCUCCAGGGCUCGCUGGGGGCACUUUGUUGUCCCCUGGGCCAGGCUGGAAGGUGGUGGCUUUAUUUUCAUUCUCUCCUCAUGUUUAUGACCUGACCAGUGUAAAUUUUAUGGUGCUUAACUCUGUAUUUUUUUAACCUCCUUCCUCCCCUCCUGAUGGAUGUAAACUUGCAUUCCCAGGGGAUCUCACCAGCCUGAGGUUUCCUAUGGUGCUUUGGGAUGGGGCUGUGUGAACAUCUGGAUGCUCCCUUACACCCUGCUCCACCUGAAACUUUUCGGGGCUAAAACCUGAGGUUUGAGCUGGCAUUCCAAAAAAACAACAAACAGCUGUGCUGUAAUUCCACAGGGUCAGACACAGCCCCCCCAGUCACUGAGACUUUGCUUUGCUCUGGAAAUGGUGCUCAAUGCUCAAUGGGACCAGUGUGUCAUGCCCAGACAUCCAUCCCAUUGCCUCUAGCCUUUAACCAGGUUGGGGUAUUUUUUCCUCUUUAACCAGGUUGGGGUAUUUUUUUCCUCUUUAACCAGGUUGGAAUAUUUUCCUGUAAAGCCUCCCUGAGACAUCCUGAGCUCUAUCAGAGCUGGGGUGACUUCCCUGGCAUCCCUUUUGAGCUGAGGGAGAGGGAGAUUCAUUUGGGCCUUUGGCUUUCCUGAGGAAAAAGGGGCUCAGCAGGGUUCAGGCAUGCAGGGAAAGAGGGACUGUCAGACCUCUUGCUGCUGCAAAGCAUUUGCAACCAGCUUCCCCCUCCAGUUAUUCUGGGGGUGUUCUGUACCUCUCAUGGUUUUGUAGCAUUGUGCCUGUUGUGGUCAGAGGUUGUUUUACCUCUCCCAACCCCCAUUUAUCAUUUAGGUCUCUUGCUCAGAUCAAGUCAUCAGGCACCAUUGAAUUUUUUUGCUUUGUCACUGAUGAAGGUGCCUCUUAAUCAAUGAGCUGUGACUGUGAGCAGGCCAAAGCCUCUGGGUCAAGCUGUGCAGUUCCUGGGGACCAGCAGAAAGGUGUUUUAGGGAUGAGAGACAGAUUUUGGACAGGAAGAAGGUGCCGUCUCAGCAAGUGGAGGCUUGGAGCCCUCUGCGCUUGUUCAGUCCCUUGGAGGUACAACAUGGAAACUGCUGCCCCUUGGGUGGCUCCAGAAGGUCUCUGUGGGCAAGGUGAGAAUGACAAGAAAUGGCACAGGUGCCAUCAGAGUUCCCUCCUUAGGGCUUUCCAGCAGCUCACAGACUCCUUGUGACAGUGUUUGUGGGCUCACUCUCCCCAGGGAUCCUCCCAGAGGAUCGAUCUGAUGCCUCUUUCAACACCCCCACAUCCUCAGAGCCAGGAGCAGAUGUUGUGGUUGCUCUGCCCAGCAGGGAACAGGAGUUAAUGUUCUUAGGAAAUCCCUUCCAGGUCUCCAUUCCCAUGAACACAGCUCCAUUUCCCGAGGGUUUUCCUGCAAACCUGAGCCUGUGGGGCAGAGCCCUGGGGCUGCCCUCUGUGUGCUGCCAUCCCACAGCCGGGUUCCCAGCCCCCGACAGACUGCAGCCCCUUGCUGGGCUCCUGGUGCGUGGUUCUUCUGCUGAGGCUGCAGCAGAAGGACGGAGAUGCCGAAGGUACAGGCUGCUUUGUGUAUACCAUGUAUACUGAACAUCGAUCUCUGCUGUUUGUGCGUCAAUAGCAAACCCGAAUAAAUCUGUAUUUAAAGUUA
Messenger RNA from Oenanthe melanoleuca, 5194 nucleotides. RefSeq names its product ADAM metallopeptidase with thrombospondin type 1 motif 15 (gene ADAMTS15). The record is from RefSeq and is a predicted model, not a curated record. Gene Ontology annotation, biological process: extracellular matrix organization; proteolysis. The transcript is spliced from 8 exons. Gene Ontology annotation, molecular function: zinc ion binding; metalloendopeptidase activity. Lineage: Eukaryota; Metazoa; Chordata; Aves; Passeriformes; Muscicapidae. Bases 226 to 3021 code for a protein of 931 amino acids.